AUGGCCCCCGGUAUCACCGAACCCAACGCAACCACCACACUGCCAUCAACAACAUCCAAAGACCUAACGCAGUCUCGCGACUUCGCCAUCUACCGUCAUCUGGUCCCCCUCCUGUCCAAUCCCUCCAUCACCUACCUCAACGCCUCCUUCCAACCCCCGUCUAACCUCCUCGUCCACGGGGCAAUCAGCGCCUUCAACAACGAAGCCCUCCUCUCUCCCUCCCCCAAACAAUCCUGGCUCCAAACAGGCGAAGACGCACGCUCCCUAAUAGCACGGUACAUCAACGCCUCCCCAACAUCCAUCGCAAUCACCCGCGACACAACCGAAGGGCUGAACAACUUCGCACACAGCCUGAAGUUCAAACCAGGCGAUAAUGUCGUCAUUCUCGACUCAGAGCACCCCCACCACGCAUACGCCUGGAUGUCCCUCCGACCCGCAGGCCUCGAAGUGCGCCAGAUCCCUACAAUCCCUGAAUUCGAGAAAACGGGGCUCGUCGUAACCGCAAACGCAGACACAUUCGCGCCUUAUGUCGACGAACGCACCGUCGCGAUCGGACUUAGCUCUGUCAUGUUCCAUAGCGGGCAGUGGAAUGACCUCAAGGGGAUCUGUGAGGUGUAUCGCCCGCGCGGAAUCCACGUCCUUGCAGACCUCACCCAGCAAGUUGGAUUUGCGGCGGUGGAUGUGACGAAAUUGAAUGUCUCCGCCGCUGCAUUCUCCCUGCAUAAGGGGCUGAACUGUCCUACCGGCUUCGCGGCGAUGUAUGUGGAUCCUGAUGUGAUUAGAGAGACGGAUCCGAAUCCUCCGAUUGUGGGCUAUGGAGCUGUGCAGAAUGUGCGAGCGGAUUUACUUGUUCCUGCCGAUGGGAUUGUGUAUCACCCCACUGCGCGACGGUUCGAUCAUCUAAAUAUGAACCUCGUUGCUGCGGCGGCGGCGAAAGCGUAUCUGCGGUUUUAUCUUGAUGUAAUGGGGCCGGAGAAUGUGGAGGAACAUCUUUAUGCUCUUGGAGGCGUGUUGAGGAGGGAGUGUAAGCGGGUUGGAGUUAGGAUUGUGGGACCGGGGCAUGGGAGGGAGCAUGCGCCGCAUCUUUAUAUACUGGAUUUACAUGAUGGCCGGUGGAUGGAGCUGUUCAAGGAGGAGGGGAUUUAUGUUACCCCGUAUAGACUGGGGAUUCGGGUGUCGUUUGGGUUCUAUAACAAUGAGGAGGAUGUGCUGAGUCUGGUUAGAGUGUUGGAGAAGGGGAUUGAGCGCGGGAUUCCAGUUGCAUAG
Molecule: messenger RNA, 1266 nt
Organism: Aspergillus versicolor CBS 583.65
Lineage: Eukaryota; Fungi; Ascomycota; Eurotiomycetes; Eurotiales; Aspergillaceae
Exons: 1
Coding region: 1-1266 (421 amino acids)
Source: RefSeq, a predicted model, not a curated record